Molecule: messenger RNA, 3175 nt
Organism: Anguilla rostrata (American eel)
Lineage: Eukaryota; Metazoa; Chordata; Actinopteri; Anguilliformes; Anguillidae
Gene: amh
Product: anti-Mullerian hormone
Exons: 7
Coding region: 1226-2785 (519 amino acids)
Biological process (GO): gonad development
Molecular function (GO): growth factor activity
Source: RefSeq, a predicted model, not a curated record
AUAGAGUGUAUGCUGCCCGUAGUACGCAUGACUAAAUAUGCGCGUGCAAUUUCAGAAAUGCUAACGUGAUAGGAACUGCCGUUCGCAAAUGCACUUCCCGCCCCUUAUUUGAUAAUAGCGGGGACGGUUUGAGUGUUGAAUUGGCUACCAUUACUUUUUUUCAUCUUGCUCUCAUUUGUGACCAAACAUGGACAGUGGACACCGGUAGCACGAAGAUGUGUUUUUAACCGUGAUCCAGUCGGUCCUUUGCCUUGUAGUUUUUUCAGGGCUUAAUUAAUUACGUUACCUUGAAAUGUUUUAUUGAAUACCUGAUUUGGAUUUGACGUGACUUGACCAGUGGUACAGCAUGAAAAACAAUUUCAUAACUUUCCUGCCUUUAAAGCUAUGUCCUCUCUAGUCGGUUUGCAUUGUUUUGAAACAGGGAUAAAUGUAACAACGUAGGCUAUGUGUUGUAAAUAUUCACGUGAACUGUCUAUCAUUAUAGGUAGAGACCUUACAUAAGCCCUUUAGAGUUUCUUGUCACUACCUGCACGAUUUUAUGCUUACUAGUUUCUUUCGCUUUGUGGAUUUUAAAUUUGUGCAAAUAAAUAAAGAACUAAAGAACUACCCAAGCCGGAAUAUAGGACAUGUGCACACUAUGGUGACCUCAACCAGGGGGUUUUGGAUGGUAUGUAGGGAUGUGUACCGUUUUUAAAUACUGUUUUAAGCUGGGUAUCCUGGCUAAUACAGAAUAUCUGGACACUUUACUUUGCAAUUUGUCUGCUACCUUGACUGGUGUUCAUGGACUGCAACCAGAAACAGCGAAUCGCAUAUUAAAGUAAUGGUGUCUGUACAUGGCCUGCCUUUCAGGCACUGUAUCAACAGCACUGUGCAACCAGACAUUCAGUCCAAUGUUGUUUCAGCUUAAAAAAACAACAGUGAUGCAAUGCUUUGCGUAUCCUCAACAGACCAACAGCUCUUUGUGAAAUUUUACAACGCUUACUGAUCUUCAACUUUGUUGAGUUGCACAAAAUGGUUUCCUUGUUAGUUUGGAAAGCAAAACACCAGCAGAGGGCAAAACGACCAAACGGACGGCGGCGAAGAUGGAGCUUGGGGGGGCGAGCGGGAGAACGAGGACCCCCGGUCCCGUUCCUUCGGUGACCCCGCGGAGACCGCGGACCAGAAUAGCACCGCCCGCCCUGACCCGGAGCCCGAGCCCGAACCCGACCCCAAGACCCCGUCCGGGAUGGGUCCGUGCUUCGGCCUGGUGGAGGAGCACGAGGCCGUCGGGAGGGACCUGCUGAAUGCGGUGCUCGAGGGCUGGGGAAGGGAAAGGGAGCCGGAGCAGGAGGAUCUGACCCGCUUCGGACUUUGUUCCGAUCCGGAUGGGAACUCGACCGGCCUGGACGCAGUGCUGUCUGCCCUAGCAAAGGGUGUGGAGAAAGACAGGGGCGGACUGCACGUUUUACACCCCACUAAAGAGCUCUGGGGGGAAGACGGGGAGCACCAGAGGAGGGAGCUGACCCUCCGCUUCCUCCUGCCCCCCCCACCGCACCGCUCCCGCCUCGGCGGCCUGGCCCCCGUCCUGAUCUUUGCCCUGGGGGGCACCGCCAGCACGGGUGGGAUGAGGGUGUCCUUCGGCAGCCCGUCCCUCCUCCCGCACCGACAGACAGUUUGCGUUUCAGCUGGGACCCGAUACGCAGUCCUGACCAGGAGACAAACGAAGGACCACGGUCACGGUCACGGUCAAGGUCAAGGUCAAGGUCACGUGGUGCUGCGAAUUACGGUGGAGGCGAACCGGGCAGAGGAAGGGGAGAAGAGGAGCCUGCAGGACCUGCUGACAGGGGAGGGAGUCGGGCGUACUGGCACCCAGGGUCCUCUGCUGUUGUUCCAGAGCAGAAUACUGGACAGCGCAGACUCUCCUAGCAACGGAUUGGCACCAGAGGUGAGUCCAUCCCCAGGCCCUCUGGCACCCUCCCGGACUUUCCACUUCCUGUGCGUCCUGCAGAAAUUCCUGAGCGAGGCCCUCUCCCCGGAGAAGGCGGGGUCUGUUCCGGCUCAGGCUGCCUCCGUCUCCCUGGACUCCCUGCAGUCCCUGCCUCCCCUGACCCUGGGAGCCUCCUCCAGCGAGUCGCUCCUCCUGGGGCUCCUCAACUCCUCGGCCCCGACCUUGUUCUCCUUCCCCCGCCGGGCCGGCGAGCUGCUGGAGCACCGGGUGGAGCUGGAUCUGCAGCCCCCCCUGGUGGCCGUGUUGAGACUGCGGCUGGAGGAGGCCGCGGCCCGGGCGGCUCGGGAGGCGACGGGAGGGUGUGGCCUCGGCGACCGGCUGCAGCGGCUGCGGGAGCUCGGCUCGCUGCCCGGGGAGGGUGCAGCGCCCCCAGCAGAUAAGGGGAGCGACAGAGAGGCACAGUACCGCGCCCUGCUCCUGUUCAAGGCCCUGCAGACGGUGCUGGGGGCCUGGGAGGAGGAGCGCAGCCUCCGGUCCGCCCGGGGGGGUCAGGAGGGCUCCGGAAAGGGGGGAGGGUGCCGGCUGCAGCCCCUGUCCGUGUCGCUGAAGAGCUACGUGCUGGAGCCCGCCACGGCCGCCAUCAACAACUGCGAGGGCCCGUGCGGCUUCCCGCUGGCGGAGGCCAACAACCACGCCAUCCUGCUGCACAGCCACGAGCAGAGCGGGCAGCCGCUGGGCCGCUCGCCCUGCUGCGUGCCCCUGCGCUACGCCGACCUGCAGGUGGUGGAGCUCAAGGGGGCGGGCACCGAGAUCACCAUCAAGCCCAACAUGGUCGCCACGCGCUGCGGCUGCCGCUGAAGGAGGGGGAGGAGGGAGGGGGGGAGGGGGAGGGGGGUCGGGGGCGCGGGAACGCUGAGGUUCCGCAGGACCCCGCCCCUGACCCGGCCCCCGUUCCCGCUCGCGCCCGUCUGCGUUUCCGAACGCGGCUACGCAAAAAAAAACGACCAGACUGGUGGUCCUCACUUUGUACAUUGGUUUUUCUUUUCUUUUUUUUUCUUCUUUUUAAAAAAAAAAAAAAAAUGGAAAUGCACGCUGUGUUUUGCCAUUCCACUGCUCGUGUUUCUGUUCACUGUGCACGCCCACAUAACAUAUGAAGUUUUGCGUGUGUGUGUGUGUGUGGUUGUUCAAAGUUCUUGUGUGAACACACUUCGGUGAUAAGUGAAUAAAAAGAACACUAUUGCACAAAAA